Monoraphidium neglectum is the source of this 195-nucleotide messenger RNA. RefSeq lists its product as hypothetical. The coding region runs from base 1 to 195 and encodes 64 amino acids. Lineage: Eukaryota; Viridiplantae; Chlorophyta; Chlorophyceae; Sphaeropleales; Selenastraceae. The record is from RefSeq and is a predicted model, not a curated record. The transcript has 2 exons.
AUGAACGUCAUCAAGGGCGACGCGGUUAUGCGCCAGUACCUAACAACGCCCAACCAGACCCUCACUGCUUUCCCCACCAGUGACAAGAACGACACUUUCAUUCAGUCGAUUUUCAGGUUCAUGAUCGUCCCGGGCAAGGCCUGGACCGCCGCCGAGCUGUACGAGGCUGCGCCCAUCUCCCUUAAGACCCUGUAA